Molecule: messenger RNA, 2158 nt
Organism: Ficedula albicollis (Collared flycatcher)
Lineage: Eukaryota; Metazoa; Chordata; Aves; Passeriformes; Muscicapidae
Gene: KCNG4
Product: potassium voltage-gated channel modifier subfamily G member 4
Exons: 3
Coding region: 350-1885 (511 amino acids)
Biological process (GO): potassium ion transmembrane transport; protein homooligomerization
Cellular component (GO): voltage-gated potassium channel complex; membrane
Molecular function (GO): delayed rectifier potassium channel activity
Source: RefSeq, a predicted model, not a curated record
AUCCACCAGCUCUCCUUCAGCAUCUCCCGCCUGGAAACCCCAGGAGAGGAGCUGCCCCCCAGGACACCUCUGCUGAGCAUCCCUUAGCACAACAUAUGUUACAGCAACACGCACGGCUGCUCUCCCCUUCCAGGAAAGACGAGAGGGAGGAAGAGGGAAGGGACAGAAGGCAGCUGCAGAGUUCUCCAGGGAUUUUCCAUGUAAUCGAUGCUGGCCGGUCCCCCCGGGAGCUGCCGCCGGCCGCGGCUCCGUGUGCGGAAUGUGAGCAUCACCCGGGGGCAGCCUGGCUCCCGGAGCUGAUCCCCCUGCUCUGAUGCCGUUCUGGAUGUCCCGGUGAGAACUCCCAGAGAUGCCUAUUCUCUCCAGAGGCAGUGACCAAGACUAUAGCAACAUUAGCUACAACUCCUGCAACUCCUUGAGCCACCUCCUUCCCAUCUGCGUGGAAACCCCUUCUGUCAAGGGGGUCCAUUACCAGAGAGCCAGGAGGAUUUACCGCCCUGACCAAGUGUCUGCAGCCGAUCUAAAGACAGAGAUCAUGAUCAACGUGGGAGGCAUCAAGUACCUGCUGCCUUGGAGUACUCUGGACGAGUUUCCCCUGACCAGACUGAGCAAACUAAAGCUCUGCAGCAGCUACGAGGAAAUCAUCCAGCUGUGUGACGAUUACGACGAAGACACCCACGAGUUCUUCUUCGACAGGAACCCCAACGCUUUCGGGAUGAUUGUCAGCUUCCUAGCCGCGGGGAAGCUGAUGCUCUUGAGAGACAUGUGUGCCUUGUCUUUCCAGGAGGAGCUGAGGUACUGGGGCAUUGAGGAAUCCAACCUGGAGAACUGCUGCUUCCGGAAACUGUUCCAGAAACUGCAGGAGCUGGCCGAGGUGCGCAAGGAAGAGGAGCUCCGCAGGAGCAAGGAGGCUUCGUGUGUCUUGGAUGAGAAAACCAGAUUCGGGCAGUUCAUGAACAGACUCAGAGACAUGGUGGAGAAUCCCCAGUCAGGACUGCCAGGCAAAGUCUUUGCUUGUCUCUCCAUCCUCUUUGUGGCCACCACAGCUAUCAGCCUCUGUGUGAGCACAAUGCCAGACUUGAGAGCUGAAGAGGACAGGGGCGAGUGUUCCCAGAAGUGCUAUUACAUCUUCGUCAUCGAGACCAUCUGCGUGGCCUGGUUCUCCCUGGAGUUCUGCCUCCGCUUCAUCCAGGCCAGGAGCAAGUGUCAGUUCUUCAAAGGCCCCCUGAACAUCAUCGACUUCGUGGCCAUCUCCCCGUACUACGCCUCCCUCAUCUUCUCGGAGGACGAGGCCGGCGAGGAGGAGGACAGGCCGAGCAGCAGCACGUACCUGGAGAAGGUGGGGCUGGUGCUGCGGGUGCUGCGGGCGCUGCGCAUCCUGUACGUGAUGCGGCUGGCGCGGCACUCGCUGGGGCUGCAGACGCUGGGGCUCACCGUGCGCCGCUGCACCCGCGAGUUCGGCCUGCUGCUGCUCUUCCUCUGCGUGGCCGUCACCCUCUUCUCCCCGCUGGUCUACCUGGCCGAGAACGAGUCGGGCAGGGUGCUGGAGUUCACCAGCAUCCCCGCCUCCUACUGGUGGGCCAUCAUCUCCAUGACCACCGUGGGGUACGGGGACAUGGUGCCGCGCAGCGUGCCGGGGCAGAUGGUGGCUCUGAGCAGCAUCCUCAGCGGGAUCCUCAUCAUGUCCUUCCCCGCCACCUCCAUCUUCCACACCUUCUCCCACUCCUACUCCGAGCUGCGCAAGGAGCACGAGCGGCUGCAGUCGCGGCUGAGCCGCGCCAAGAACGGCAGCUGCUCCAGGGAAAGCGACACCUUCAAUGAGACUGACAGCCUGGUGCUGGAGGGACAGGCAUCCCCCAUCAAGUACAUCUACACAGGGAACUGAGCCUGGAGUCACAGUCAAACUCAUCUACGCAGGGAACCGAGGCUGGCAUCCUCCAUCAGAUAAAUCCAUAUAGGGAACUGAGCCUGGAGCCCCCCAUCAAAUACAUCUGCACAGGGAACUGAGCCUGGAGUCUCCCAUCAAAUACAUCUACACAGGGAACUGAGCCUGGAGUCUCCCAUCAAAUACAUCUACACAGGGAACUGAGCCUGGAGUCCCCAGUCAGAUAAAUCCACACAGGGAACUGAGCCUGGAGUCACAAUCAAACACAUCCAG